UUUCUCAAUUAAACAUGGCGCAUUACAAAGGUUGGAUACUUUGUACCUCUACGGUUUUCUUAUGUUUGGGUUUUGUGAACAUGUGUCUCUUUCCUCUUAUCCAUGCUGUUGGCGUCAAUAUAGACCACCAGACCAAUAAAGUUGUCAUACGUAACGGUAAACGGACAGUAUUGGUCAACAAAUUAUUUAAUGUUGAUUGUGCGGUUUAUCGACUCGAAGCAUUAGCUGCGUUGAUUAAUAAGAUGUCAUGUUCUUCUUCAUGUGAGAGUUCUGCUACCGAGAUGGCUGAAUAUAGUAAUGAAUUGGAAAGUUUUCUGCAAAAGAUUAAUGAUAUCAAAGAGCGAUCAACUAUGUUUUUGGAUUUGUGCCAACUUUUGCGUAUAUAUGAAUUAGAGGAGAAAAUAUACUCUAGUGAAGACAGUAGAGAAAAGGAUAAAGCAAAUGCAGAAUCAAGGUUAGAAGAUAUAAAAAGGCGCAUUGAAAACAAACAUUACAUGAUUGAUGAAAUUCAGCUGGAUAACCAUAUCAAAGAGCUGAACAACUUAACUGUUGUAGUUGCACCUUAUGCGUUUAAGUUAUGUCUCAUGCACGAUCAUUUUGGUUUGAACCAGAGAAAAAAUGGGAAUGCAGAACUCGAAGACAUGCGUCUAGAGUUGAAGAAAGCAAAUGACAAAUAUGAAGAGGCUUCAGAAACUUUGAAGGCGCAUGAAAUAACUUAUAAGAAAGUUCUUGAUGCCAAAACAUCGGAUCUUGAUGCUGCUAAAUCACAACAAAAAGAAGUUGUUGAAAAGGCUAAAGAAAUGUUGGCGGAAGCGCAGGAAACAUUGGAGCAAAAGCAGAAAGAACACGAAGAAGCCACAAUAAACUUCAACAAUGCUGAAAAGGUAGUUAAUGCGGCAAUGGAAGGGAAUGAUGCAGUCAACACAAAGACUCAGGAACUUGCUGAUGCUAAAAAACGAAUUGAAAUGCUCGUUCAAACUACGGAGAAAGAGUUAAAUACUGCAAAGGAAGAAUUAGACGCUAAGAACAAGGACCUAAAAGAGGCACAGGAAAAAGAAGCAGGGUUAACUGAUGCGUCAGAAGAAGAUAAGUUAGCUGCAAAACAAGAUGUGACCGCAAAAUCUGAGGCCGUUAAGGAAUCAGAGGAAAAACAUCAGGCAGCCGUUAAAAAGCUGCAAAAGAUAAAAGAUGAUGGAGCAUUGGAAAUUGCUGAGAAAGAAAAGGAAUUAGAAAACACUGUUUCGGAAAAACAAAAGGCAGUUGAAGAUGCUGAAAAGCAAAAAGUAAAUGCUAAAAGCGUUCUGGACACUACAUUACUGCACGUUAAUACCGCUAAAGAGGCAUAUACUGAAGCCGAACAAGCGUUAAAGAAGACUGAACUUGCUGCGCAGAAAGAAGUAGAUGAAAAAACAAAACUUCUUUCUGACGCCAAGGUUAACCAUGAAUCACUUUUAGAAAAAUAUAAAGAUAACUUAGAAGCUGCCAGGAAGCAAGUAGACCUGAAACGAGCUGAACUCUCAGCUGCUGAAGCAAAGUACACCGGUGAAUCCGAAAUAACUGCAGAAGAGGCUGCUGAUGUCAUCUUACCGGACGUGAUUAACCUAUCAUCCGAUUAUGAGACAAUUUCGAAAAGUAUGAUUGAAUUGGUUAAUCUAAUGGCACAGAUGAAUCAUGUCAUGAAUAUGCUACUUACAGAUAAAGACGGUGCAGCAAAGUUGCCAAGUGACGAAAAAGCGUUAAGGGAAGAAAAAAUCAGGCAGCUUAAAGAAAAGAUUGAUGAACAGGAAGUUAAUAUGAGUGACUAUAGAGAUUUGUUUUAUCAAAUAAGUCUAUACAAAAACUAUAAAGACAAACUGUCGACUAUCCCUAAUGAAAGUGACCAACAAGAAUACUUGUCGGAUAUGAAACGCCUAGAGGCAACCUUAACCGAUGAAAAGCAUCUUGCUUUAAUUAAGAAAUAUAACUCUAUUUACGCUACGUGCAAAAGGAUAAUGGCCGAUGCUUACGGGUUAGAUUUAAACGUUCAAAAAAAUCGGGGUACAGGUCAAAAAACACCUCCCAAGGACAGUGUGGAGCCCACUUCCACUGAAGAGAAUGAAAGCAAUCCCACCAGUGAACCAUUGCCUCCUAAGAAUGAUCUAGAAACCGAAACAGUGGAAGACUCCAAGGAUGAAACAAACAUUAUUGAAAAGGAUAGCUGUCAAGAAGCAGAUGUUAAAGCGAGUGACACACCUCCAUCAAUUGAAAACAUAAAUUCUUCACAAGGAACAGAGAAAAGAUCAAGCUUUCUUCUGGUAAAAUCUUUGGCAUUUAUCAUACUAUUGGUUUCUAAUGUCUAAUGUAA
Babesia bovis T2Bo is the source of this 2344-nucleotide messenger RNA. Its product is annotated as putative integral membrane protein. NCBI's taxonomy places the organism in Eukaryota, Apicomplexa, Aconoidasida, Piroplasmida, Babesiidae. The coding region runs from base 15 to 2339 and encodes 774 amino acids. The record is from RefSeq and is a predicted model, not a curated record. The transcript has a single exon.